AUGAUGCGAUAUCGUGAUUCUUCACUUUCAUUGGACAGAGCACUUCUGGGUAUAAGUGACUGCAUACAUCCAGGUAUCCUGCACUAUAUCUUUGAUUUCACUGUGGACGGAGCAAGAAAUGGAAGGCACAGAGGUUACCCGCUCACCUCCAUCAAGUAUCCCUGUCUUGUCACUCGUGAAGUCAGCUCAACAACAACAUGGCUUGCGUCAUGGUGA
Trichobilharzia szidati is the source of this 216-nucleotide messenger RNA. NCBI's taxonomy places the organism in Eukaryota, Metazoa, Platyhelminthes, Trematoda, Strigeidida, Schistosomatidae. The record is from the annotation of a GenBank genome assembly.